AUGUGGUUACGUGUCGUUUCGUUAUUGGGUGGUAUAACCGUAGGAAGAUUUGAAGGCUCACGUCCGCUUACAGUGAAUUUCUUCCUUCUUUCGCUCACUGGUCGGAGAGCACAACACCAAGAUGGCGACAAAGAUGCGAAUAUUUUGUACCUGAAGGUGAUUUUGGGCUCUCAGUCCAUGGCGAGAAAGCGAAUUCUGGCUGAAAUGGGAUAUGAUUUCAGUAUCAUGACGGCAGACAUUGAUGAAAAAAGUAUUAGGAAGGAGAAGCCAGAAGAUUUAGUCAUGGCUCUUGCAGAGGCUAAGGCAGAUGCAAUUACAAAAAGAUUUGGGGACAUAAGCAAGUUCUUGCAGGAUACUCAGCCAACGCUGUUGAUCACAGCAGACACAGUAAGCUUAAGGCAUCGACUCUACGAGUUUUAUGUUACGAAUGCAUUUCCUGACAAGCGGAUUCUGUAUGUGAUUUGUCUCUUGAUUCCAAUCCAAGGUGGUUGUCUACAAAGGAGUCAUCAGAGAAAAACCAUCCAGUAAGGAAGAAGCUCGUGAAUUUAUUAAAGGUCGGUCAUUGCCACUUUCGCAACCCUGUCUCUUAUAGUCAGUGCCGUUUUAGCUGUUGAUAAUCACAGUCUUU
Messenger RNA from Tarenaya hassleriana, 628 nucleotides. RefSeq lists its product as uncharacterized. The transcript is spliced from 4 exons. Lineage: Eukaryota; Viridiplantae; Streptophyta; Magnoliopsida; Brassicales; Cleomaceae. Gene Ontology annotation, molecular function: nucleoside triphosphate diphosphatase activity. Bases 1 to 528 code for a protein of 175 amino acids. The record is from RefSeq and is a predicted model, not a curated record.